AUGCAUUUGAGUGAUUGGAUAAUCAUUCCUCAACCAAAUCAAGUAUUUAGCUAAUUUUAAUUACUUAGAUGACCAAAAUCAUAACACUAAAAUGUUUUGAUAUUAGAGGUGAUGUACCAUAAUCAGUCACCAAUCAAUAUACAAAGUUGUAAUCAGACAUGAUGAAAGCAGCAGUAAAUAUAUUGUACUUAAUUAUAAAUGAGAAUUCAUCAUAUAUAAUUAUUUAUUAAACAUUAUGCAUCAUACAAUUUUUUCACGUUUUAGGGGUAACUUUAACAAUAAGAAUGA
This is a messenger RNA of Paramecium sonneborni, 288 nucleotides long. Lineage: Eukaryota; Ciliophora; Oligohymenophorea; Peniculida; Parameciidae. The record is from the annotation of a GenBank genome assembly.